UCAGCUGGUGAGCUGCAGGGCGAGUUGAGGAUCAGGCUGAGCUGCAGGCUAUCUGUGCUUCCCGCUCCUGAAGGGGUCUUGGUUGGUAAACAUGGCUGCAGUUGUCGCCAGACAUAAGCAUUUUACUGAGGACUAUCGUAGCAAAGAAUCCAAAUACGUAGUCCGGGAUUACUCCAGCUCCGAAGUCCAAGACGUGAGAUAUGAAUACCGAACAGAGAAAAAUAUCCAGAAAGUGGUGCAAAAGAAGAUCCCGGAAAAGUACAUCCGGGAGUCAUCCAUGAUCAGGGGCCCCAAGUUCUUGGUCAGGUUGAAGUCGCACACCGUGUUCGAGAAUACUCCCAUAAAGCUGUUCUGCACUGUUGAGGGUUAUCCCACUCCACACGUCAAGUGGUUCAAGGAUGACUUGCUUCUGGAUCUUUCUUCUGGAAAGUACUUUGUGGAAAGCAGCGUUGGAAUCCACAGCCUCACCAUCAUGAAGUGUGGUAUAGAUGAUACUGCCAUGUACACGGCUGUAGCCUCCAACUCCCAUGGCCAGGCCUCCUCCCAGGCCUCUAUAAUUGUCAAGAGGCUCAAAGAGGAAGAUAAGUCUUCUCCUUAUUCCUGGACAUCUUACCAAUAUGCAAUUUUACCUGAGAUUAAAUACACCAAGAUCAACAUCACCUUUCUGGAGACUUUCAACGUGACAUUCGGGAAAGAGGAAGAUUGCGUCACUCUGGCCUGUAAGAUGACCAUAAGCCCCAACCUGGCCAAUCUGCAGCCGGAUGCACUGUGGUACAGAGAUGAGCACCUUUUGAAAGAAUCGAAGUGGGCGAAAAUGGAGUCUGGCGGAGGUGUUGCUAAGCUCACACUGACUCAUCUCGCUAAAGAUGAUGAGGGUCUUUAUACCCUCCGCAUGGUGACCAAGGGAGGCGACGCAGUCCACAGUGCUUACGUCUUUGUGGAAGAUGGUCCUCCACCAGUUCCUUUGGCCCCUGGAGCCCCCAUGGACAUUAAGAUCCAUGAUGCUAAUAGAGAUUACGUUAUCGUAUCCUGGAAGCCCCCCAACACCACCACUGAGGGUCCCAUCAUCGGAUACUUUGUUGAUCGGUGCGAGGUUGGAACUGAGAACUGGACACAGUGUAAUGAUUCUCCCAUCAAAAUCUGUAAGUACCCCGUGCCUGGACUGUUUGAGGGACACUCCUAUUACUUCCGCGUGAGAGCUGUCAACUCACAUGGCAUCAGCAGGCCCUCCAGAGUCUCUGAGCCCAUCGCCGCACUGGACCCCACCGAGUUCGAGCGACUUCAUGCAAUGAGGCUUGGUGGAAAACUUGAUGUUGUGACCUACCAUGAUGACCUUGAAGCUGAGGGAAAAGCUCCGGAAGCUCCCUCCAAUGUCUACGCCUCAGAGACCGACCGAACAUAUGUUGUGCUCAGUUGGAGCGCCCCAGCCUACCAUGGCAAAGCCCCCAUGUGGUAUUACAUUGAAAAGUGUCAGGUUGGCAGUGGAUCCUGGCAGAGAGUGAACACCAAAGUGCCGGUCCGUUCUCCGCGCUACGGCGUCUUCGACCUGAACGAGGGGAAGGAGUACCUGUUCCGCGUUCUCUCAGCCAACAUGUACGGCACCAGCGAGCCCUCAGAGCCCACCAAACCCAUCAAAACCCAGGAGCUGCGAGGCGUGCCCUCGGCUCCCGGGCAGGUGGUGGCCACCAGAGAAACAGACACCUCUGUUCUGAUCCAGUGGGCUCCUCCAAAAGAACCCAACAACCUCAUUGGAUAUUAUAUCGACUCAUGUGUUAAAGGAUCAAAGGACUGGGACUCUGCUAAUCACAAGCCCAACAAGAAGACAAAGUUUGUUGUCCACGGCCUGAAGACCGGUGAGACGUAUGUGUUCCGCGUGCAGGCCAUCAAUGAGCUGGGCCUCAGUGAGGAGUCGCAGGAGUCCGCACCACUUUCUGUCAGAGCUGCUCUCAAGCUCCCCUCCGCUCCCUAUGACAUCGCUCUUCUCUACUGCGAUGGGGAAUCCAUGGUGCUCAACUGGAAGCGUCCCGCCCAUUCCGGAGGCGCAGAGGUCACCGACUAUUACAUUGACAGGUGCAACGUGGCCAAGAAAGCAUGGAAGGAGGUCAAUGUGCCACCCAUUAAGGAGAGGCUGUACAAGGUUCCAAAUCUGACUCCUGGUUCAGUGUAUCAGUUCAGGGUUUAUGGUGCCAACGUGGUGGGGCUGGGUAAUGCCUCCACCAGUAGUCCACCAUUCAAAUGUGAGGCCUGGACCAUGCCUGAGCCUGGUCCCCCAUACGACCUGAGCUUCAUUGAGAUCAGAGACGACUCUCUGGUGGUGGAGUGGAAGCCUCCUGUCUACACAGGUGCCAGCGCUGUCACAGGUUACUACGUGGACAUGUGCAAGAAGGGCACAGAAACGUGGACGACUGCCAACGCGGCUGCUGUCGACCACUGUUACCUCAAGGUGAAGGGCUUGCAGACAGGCUCUUUCUAUGUGUUCCGCGUCCGUGCAGAGAAUGCCCAGGGCACUGGCAAGCCUUCUGUUCCUUCUGACCGAGUCUGUGCUAAGACUCUACCAGGCAGCCAGGAAAUCAAAUGCGGGGUGGAUGAGCAGACCGGCGACAUUUAUCUUUCUUUCGAGAGCUGCCAGAUGGCUGAGAUCUCCAAGUUUGUGUGGAAGAAGUCCUACCAGGAGAUCACCGACUUCUCCAAAGGACUCGCCAUUAAAACAUCAGGCAGCAACUCCACUCUGUUGUUCAAGAACCCUGAUAAAGAAGAUGUAGGCACGUUCUCCGUCGCCGUCACACACACUGAUGGAGUUUCAGCCAGUUACAAGAUCACAGCAGAAGAGCUUGCGAAGAUGCUGACACUUAGCUACGACAUCCGCAACCCGAUUAUCCCUCUGAAGACCGAGCUGGCGUACAAGAUUCUGGAGAGAGGUCGCGUUCGCUUCUGGCUGCAAGCUGAAGCCAUCUCCUCCGCCGUGACCUACAAAUUCUUCGCCAAUAACAAGGAACUUGUCAACUGUGAGCAAACGAAGAUGAGUCAUGAUGUAGCCACAGGCACUAUCGAGAUGGUGCUGGAUCACUUCACAGAGGACAGCGAGGGGACGUAUGCCGUUCAGAUUCAGGACGGCAGAGGGAAGGCCCAGUCCUCGCUGGUUCUGAUUGGAGAUGCGUUCAAGGCAGCCCUGGCCGAGGCGGAGUAUCAGAGGAGGGAGUACAUCCGUGUAAAAGAAGGACCUCAUUUCAGCCAGUUCCUGUCGGUCCAUGUCGGGGACGAUGCCAGUGUCAGCAUCAUCUGCAAGGUGGCUAAUUUGAAGAAGGAGUCGGCGUUCCACUGGUUUAAGAACGAUGUGGAAGUGAUUCCCGAGGUGCCCGCCGACCUCGGCUCCGGAGUCUGCAAACUCCUGCUGUCUCAGUUCUCCAAGAAGGAUGUGGGCGUGUACAAAGCAACUAUCAGUGAUGAUAGAGGACAAGAUGUGUCUCAGGUUGAUAUUUCUGGGAAAGUGUUCGACAACAUCAUUAACGACCUCACGCGCGUCGCCGGGGCAAGCGCUGCUGAUUUGGUGAUCCACUGCACCUCUGAGGGUAUCAUGCUUCAGUGCUAUAUGAAAUACUAUACGGAGGAGAUGAAGAUCACCUGGGCGCACAAGGACAGUAAAAUCACAGCUUCUGAGAGAAUGCGGGUGAGUGGAACUCCAGCCAUGGCCACUCUGGAGAUAGUGGAGCCCACUGAAAAGGAUAAGGGCGUGUACACCUUUGAAAUCAAGGACAGCGAAAAGACAAACACUCGCCACCUUGAACUCUCUGGACAAGUCUACGAUAACGCCUAUGCAGAGUUCCAGAGACUCAAAGCGGAAGCAUAUGCUGAAAAGAAUCGUGGCAAAGUGGUCGGUGGCCUGCCGGAUGUUGUGACCAUCAUGGAAAAGAAGACCCUGAGCCUGACCUGCACGGUGUGCGGCGACCCCAAGCCACAGGUGACCUGGUCCAAGAACGACCAGGAGGUGGAGCCCGGUGACCAGUACGUGAUCUCGCUGGACUCGGGCAAGUUCGCCAGCCUCACCAUCAAGGGCGUGACCCUGGAGGACUCGGGCAAGUUCACCAUGGCCGUGCUGAACAAGUACGGCGGGGAGUCGGUGGACAUCGUGGUCAGCGUCUACAAGCACGGAGACAGGAUCCCAGAGAUCAAACCCUCCCCCACCCCCAAGAGAAUCAUGCCUCCAACCAUGCCCAUCGUGAUCCCCACCGCCGCCAAACCUGCCUCUGCCCCGGCGGCUGCCCCCGCCAAGUCCCCGGCCCCGGCCCAGGCCCCCAAAUCCCCCGCCCCGUCCCGAAGCGUGAGGUCCCCAACCCCGUCCCGGAGGAAGUAAACGCUGAGCCUUCUCUCUGAGUCGUCUCGUUCCAGACCUCCUAGAAAAAUAGAUUUAUCCCUUAAACCUGAAGCCUGAUAUUAACAUAUUAACAUAUUCAUCCACAUAUUUACAUACAUAAUAACCUUAAAGUGCCUGUAUCACUGAAUUUAUUGCUGAAUUUAUUUAUUCUUUAAACUCAAAUUUCUCUAGAUCAUGUUUGUUUGUUUGUACUUGAAAAAAAAAAACAAUUUGACUAUUUUUACACUUUCAAUUUCCCUUGUAAAGUGAAUUUAUUUAAAGUUAAAUUAUUUAAAAGUAUACUUAUAUUGCGUAUAACUUUUACAAACUUAAGUCGAUUAAAGUGUGUUUUUUAAUACACUUUAAGUAUAUUGUACAUGUAAAAAAAUACAUUGCAAAUAAGUUGCACUUACUUAAGCAGUAUUUAAUGCCAAAACAUAUAUUUUCUAUCACCACAACAUAUAAUUUAAAGUAUUUUGCUUAAACCUGCAUUUUAUCAAAAUACAGAGAAAGUAUAUUUAAAAAGUGUUUAUUUAUAAAGUAUAUUAAAUUGAAAUCAUACUUUUAGCAUUCUUUAUCUAAUUUAAAAUUACUUUUAAGGCUCUAAAGCAUACUUCCUUUUCACAAGUGUAGCCAGGCUGUUUAUGUUACUGAACCUGUGAGACCAUAUUAAUAUGUAAAUCCCUGUAUUUUGAUUGAAUACUGUCAGAACCAACCAAUGCAGUUUGUGUGCAAUUGCAAGGCAGGUUUACUAGUCUAAAAAACCAAAGACAAACAGAAAAACAGAAAUAACAAACACAGUAAGAAAUGCUCGGUAAGACACAGGCGUGGCAAUAUCUCAAAACUUCACUAUGCAAGAGUCCCAGUAUAAAUAGUUAAUGUUAAUGAGGUGAUGUCCAACAGGUGUGCGGGAGGGGCGGAGUCAGCCUCUUAUACUUAUACUGUGGAGAGUAUUAAUGUUAAAGGUGCAGUGUGUGCAGGUGUUAUAGAUACUCUGUUUUUGUUUUUUGGUGUUUUUUUAUGUAUUGUGUCUUGUCAAAAAAAACAACUAAGUCUAAAACUAAAAAUGUCAGCAAUAUUGGUUAGAAAGGCUUCAGUAUACGUCACUAUAUUGAUUGUAUAUUUUGAUUGCAUGGCCUGUGAAGUCUAUUUAUUUAAAGCAAAGGGAAGCAAAAUUCAGCUUAAAAUCAGUGAUAUCGGAACUUUAAGUCUAGAACUACUUAGGCCUGUUCAGCCUCAACAGAACUGAAAUGUAAAGGGCUUGGUUAGAAAUAAAGUUUACGGGAUUAAUCUGUUCAUGGAAUGACGUGGAAUAAAGUUUUAGUUCUGUUUAAACAGGUAGAAGGCCUUGCUUUUAUGAAGGAUAAUAUUCUAAAUGACCCAGGGCCUUAUGAAUGUGUGUAAGAAAAUAAAGAAAGUUGGAGAAAGAGAUGUGCUCAGGAUAUGUUUAGUGCCUGCUCCACUACAUCAUGAAAAAACUGUGAAACAGUUUGUCAUCUGUGGGGUUCCUGAGCAGAGUGGCCUCUAAUGAAUUCGGCUGCCUCUCCGCCGAGCUGCUGUGGUGAAAAAUGGUCCUGCUUUUGAUGUUUAGUUUAUUAAAUCUCUGUUUUUUAAAAGCUGCACUUGCAGUUAGGCAGAGGAACCCUGAGUUGUUUGCUGUAAGCGGGGAUGGAUGGUGCGGAGUGUCCGCGGGAUGGCUGUCGGGUCUUCAUUUUCAGCUGCAGCCGGGCCUCUUCUCCGCCUCCAAAUAAAUCUCCUCACAUCAACCA
Messenger RNA from Astyanax mexicanus (Mexican tetra), 6120 nucleotides. It is a transcript of the gene myom2b, whose product is annotated as myomesin 2b. Bases 92 to 4351 code for a protein of 1419 amino acids. The record is from RefSeq and is a predicted model, not a curated record. The transcript is spliced from 36 exons. NCBI's taxonomy places the organism in Eukaryota, Metazoa, Chordata, Actinopteri, Characiformes, Acestrorhamphidae. Gene Ontology annotation, molecular function: protein binding.